Molecule: messenger RNA, 912 nt
Organism: Thyridium curvatum
Lineage: Eukaryota; Fungi; Ascomycota; Sordariomycetes; Thyridiales; Thyridiaceae
Exons: 1
Coding region: 1-912 (303 amino acids)
Biological process (GO): protein phosphorylation
Molecular function (GO): protein kinase activity; ATP binding
Source: RefSeq, a predicted model, not a curated record
AUGGGCACGCAAAACCCCGCACCCUGUUUGUACCUUGUGUUUAUCCCAUCCCGGAUCCGAGAGCUCCCUCACAUACGACUGCAGUUUAUCACCACAGCUCCUUGGUCUGGGUCAAGCAUGGCCCACACCUCGGGCCAUACGACACCUCAAUCCAAACCGGCUGCAGUAAUCGUUGUUGGAAUUGGCAUUACUGGCAGGAUCGAACUGCUCUCUUCCCGCGACAAGGUCAAGAAGUCACCACAUCCUUCAGCAAAUGACCAUGACAGGCAGUGGAUGCAUGAGCACAUCAAAAGAGAGAUUGCUAUAUAUCAACGACUCCCAAAGAAGCAUAGCCGCUUUAUUCAAAUGGUCGGUUACUCUCCAGAGGAGAGUGACCAUCAUAUCAUCUUCGAGUACCUUCCGAAGCGUGAUCUAAGGACCUUCCUUGACAUGCAGCCCUCGCCCUCCCGCCGGCUACAAUUGCAAUGGGCUCUAGAUGCGGCAGAGGCCGUAGGGCUUGUCCAUGCCUGCGACAUCAUCCAUAGUGAUAUCAAGCCGUCUAAUUUCCUUGUGGACGAGCACCUACGGCUCCGGCUGAUCGACUUCUCCGGCUCGUCCAUCGAUGAUCAACCGGCUUUGGUCGUCGAGAACGCACGUUUCUUCCUCCCCCGGAACCGGCAGGAGGACCAGAGUAGUGUAUUGACCGACCUAUUUGCGCUGGGGUCAACUAUAUACGAGAUCAUGACCACACAGCAGCCUUAUGAGGAUCUUGACGAAGAAGAGGUCGAGGCUAGAUAUAUCCAUGGUGAUUUCCCUGGGGUCGAAGGGGUUGUCUGUGGAGACAUCAUCAACAAGUGCUGGACUCAACAAUAUGCUGCUGCUACCGCUGUAUAUAACUCCAUAGAAGAGAUAAUGAGGCGCACCGCCAUCUAG